Ogataea parapolymorpha DL-1 is the source of this 1392-nucleotide messenger RNA. RefSeq lists its product as uncharacterized. The record is from RefSeq and is a predicted model, not a curated record. The coding region runs from base 1 to 1392 and encodes 463 amino acids. Lineage: Eukaryota; Fungi; Ascomycota; Pichiomycetes; Pichiales; Pichiaceae. The transcript has a single exon.
AUGAUGUCCAAGUCUGUCCCCGGAUCUACCUCCUGCUCGCUCUCCGGCUCGUUCUGCGGCUCUCCCGUGAAAAGCCCGCUUGUCCAGCUCGCAGCCGAGGACUCCACGUUGUCCAGUAGACAGAAAAUUUUGCUCACCUCGACACCGGCGUCCGCCCACGAGGACGCCCGCACGCGGUACUUUAUCACGGAGGACACCAAGUUCGAGUCCGGCUCGAGUGUGCCGCGCGCGAUGAUCGAUCUCGAUGACGUGUUCAUGAGCUCACGCGCGCCCGCCAGAAAAAGCAGCAGAACCAUGUCCGCUCCGGAACUGGAGAGCUUCCACAUACCCAAACACUCGCUGCUGUGCUCGCCAAAGAAGAAUGACGUCGCCAUCGCAGAGGAGAUCACAGAGGAGGACUUUGAGGACUCCGAACAGCUGCUCACCAAAAUCCCCACCCAGAACUCCGAGCUGUCGUCAACCAACUCCGGCAAGGGCACGCCGCUGCCGGCAGGAGUGCUGCUCAACGAUAACUGCUCGUCCAACUCGCUCAACUCGCAGAGUUCCAAUAAUUCGCUGCACAAAAGCCUAGCAAAUAUCAACACGCCAAGCGUCUCCAGCCUGCGGGGCAAGGUGAGAUACCAGUCCUAUUACAAUUCGCAGCAGAAAAUCAAUACCCAGGCCGCGUCCACACCAUCCAGUACGGCAACGGCAGAUUCUGACAGGUUUGGCCGUAAGCCUUGUCUGAUGGCGCCCUCCUCGUCGUCGUCGCCUUCCUCAGCCUUCCGCGGCGUGUCCAAGUCGCGCUCUCCGAUCCGCAACCUCAGAUACCAGACCCCGCCCCAAAAAAACCCGUUCCAGUUCGAGCCUAUCGUCUACGAGAUUCCCAAGUCGUUCCACAGAGACCACGGCUACACCGCCUCCAUGUCGAACCAGAGCGCUGCUAAGCUGGACGAGCCCGUGACAGAGAACAAGAUGGAGGCCCACAAGCGGUCGAACUCGUUGUUCAGCACUCUGUCGUCCAAGUUCCACCACCGGCGCAAAUCGUCACUGCUGUCCAUGAGGUCCACGCCACACAAGGCCUCCAUCAUCGAGAAGACUACCGACGAGGUUUUCGGUCUCCACGAAUACGCACACGCCAACGAGUCGACUCUGCUUUUCGACGACCAGACCUUGACUGAAGACGUCAUUGGCGAGCCGGGCCCCAUGAUCGAGGUGGUGGAGCCCCAGCCCAAGCCGGCGUUGGCCCGGCUCUCGAAAAACGGGCCGCUCAAAAAACACUCCAAAAGCCGAAGCACGAGCUUUAUCAAUUUUUCUAAUUACGAUUCUAAAAAAAGCGGAGCCACCGGGGCCAGUCGUUUUUUCAGUUGGAUGAUCAAGUCCAAUCGGGGCGAACGAGCCGCAGAUAAUUAA